This is a messenger RNA of Didymodactylos carnosus, 537 nucleotides long. Lineage: Eukaryota; Metazoa; Rotifera; Eurotatoria; Philodinida; Philodinidae. The record is from the annotation of a GenBank genome assembly.
AUGCCAUUGGUACACUUUGACCGUGCCUCCAAUACAUUUGUUCCAUGCCGUCAGGAGAGAGAGUUCGAAAAAUGGAGUGCAGUCGUAAAAACAAGUGAGAGCGUUCUCACAUUACCAAGUGAAAUUGAUGAAAUUCAAGCAAUGGAAGUAAUGCGGACAAACGAAGAAUCUGGUGACAUAGAAAGUAUGAUAGUAAAUGCCAAUGGAUACGACGCUGUGAAAUUGAAUGAGAAGAAAAGUGUUAGCCUAAAGAUUCAUAUUGAAUAUCCAACGGAAAUACCAGUCUACACGGAAACAAUGCGAGAAACGUUAAAAAAAUUUUUGAAUAAGGUAUUCGUGACCGCUGAUCUCGAUAAACUAACAAAUGAUGUGGAAAAAUUACGAAAUCAAAUUGAUACGGCAAAAGCUGAAAUAACAAAUGCUAAGCGAAAUUUGCAGAAAGCCGAAGAUAAGGUGAAAGCAAAUGAAAAUGCAAUCAAAGACAAUAAAGGAAAGCAUACUCGAUUAAAUCUGAGAAUUGAAGAGUUCGAUCGAUAA